UAUAUAAAAGAAAGAGCUCAAAUUAGAUCAAGCACCAGAGGAGUCGUGAUUGUACAUUAAAGAGGAACAGACGAGAAAUUUGCUGUUUUUGGUCAUGGAUGUUUUUGUUCAUAACAAAUUAACUGAAUGGGGUCUCAGUGAGUGGAUUGAAAGAUUUAAAGCUGAACGCAUUACCAAGAAAAGUCUUUAUUGUCUCGAUAAUGAAGACAUCGCUAACCUAAUCCCAGCAAUGGGACCAAGGGCGAUAUUUAAGGAGCAACUCAAGUUGUUAAAGAAAGCACAAAACCCAACAACUCAGAGAACUGUUGAUUCUUCUGCUCAAUGUAAACAGGAGCAUAAAGGACCAGGUGAUUCUCCUAAGGUUUGGCCGUCUACCAGUGGCACAAGUGAUAAAGGAAAGAUAAAGUUACAGCCCAGCGGACGGCAAUCACCAACUAUUAAACGACGACGGGACACUACACCGGGAUCAUUUACAGGUGAACGCAUAAAAAAAGAGAGUCUUUAUUGUGUCCGUAAUCAAGGCAUCACUAACCUGAUCCCAAAAAAGGAUCCAACGGCAAUAUUCAAGAAGCAACUGCAGUUGAUUCCGAAAGCACAAAACCCAACAACUCAGAGAACUGUUGAUUCUUCUGCUCAAUGUAAACAGGAGCAUAAAGGACCAGGUGAUUCUCCUAAGGUUUGGCUGUCUACCAGUGGCACAAGUGAUAAAGGAAAGAUAAAGUUACAGCCAAGCGGACGGCAAUCACCAACUAUUAAACGACGACGGGACACUACACCGGGAUCAUUUACAGGUGAACGCAUAAAAAAAGAGAGUCUUUAUUGUGUCCGUAAUCAAGGCAUCACUAACCUGAUCCCAAAAAAGGAUCCAACGGCAAUAUUCAAGAAGCAACUGCAGUUGAUUCCGAAAGCACAAAACCCAACAACUCAGGGAACUGUUGAUUCUUCUGCUCAAUGUAAACAGGAGCAUAAAGGACCAGGUGAUUCUCCUAAGGUUUGGCCAUCUACCAGUGGCACAAGUGAUAAAGGAAAGAGAAAGUUGGAGCCCAGCGGACGGCAAUCACCAACUAGUAAACGACGACGGGACACUACACCGGGAUCAUUUACAGAAGAGAUCAUACUGUCUGAUGUGAAAGAAAUCAUGAAACGUGUCCGUGAGAGAAUACCUAACCAAGGCAACCAAAAGCUCAAUAAAUUCCUGAAGGAUAAAAUUGGUGAGUUGGAGACAGACAAGAGGGAGAUGGUCGGUGUCUUUGGUAAAACUGGGGCUGGAAAAAGCUCUCUGAUAAAUGCUGUCAUUGGAGAGAAGAAUCUCUUGCCCUCUGGAAGGGUCAGUGCAUGUACCUCAGUCAUGAUUAAGGUUGAGGCUAACUUGAAUAGCCCAAUGUACAAGGCAGACAUAGAGUUCAUCACAAAAGAGGAGUGGAAAGAUGAGUUGUGGUCCCUGCAUAGUUUUCUUGAGGAAAAUGCAGCUCAGGAAAAUGAAGAUGACGAUGAUUAUCGUGACUUUGUUGAAAAGCUGUCAGCGCUUUAUGGAGAAGAAUGGAAAAACAAAUCCCCUGAAAACCUCAUGGAUUACAAAUAUUUUAAAGAAAUUCCAGAGUUUUACAUAUCCAGUAAGAAGAGAUUGAAGUGUAAAUCAGCAAAAGAGUUAUCUGAACAAUUUGUCAGAUACAUAAGAAGUGACUCAACGGAUGGAGAAGGUAAAGACGUAAAGAGCUGGUACUGGCCACUAGUGAAGUGUGUGACUAUCAGGGUGCCUAAUAAUGAUCUUCUCAAGCAUGUCACACUUGUGGAUCUUCCUGGAAAUGGGGACCGUAACAAGAGCAGAGAUAAAAUGUGGAAAGAGGUUGUUGGAAAUUGUUCUACUGUGUGGAUUGUGACUGACAUUAAUCGAGCAGCAGCAGAGAAAGAACCCUGGGAGAUCCUGAAAAGUGCCUGUAGCCUGAUGGGAAAUGGUGGCCAAUGUCAGCUGAUUCACUUUAUCUGCACCAAGUCUGAUGUUAUUGAAGAUUCAGAUGAUCUUUCAGCAGCUGAUGUUCGUGCUCUCAUAUUAAAAGAAAACAGUAAAGCCAAGGACAAAGUGAGAGAAGAAUUCAGUAAACUAAACAGGAUUAAGAAACAUUUCAGUGAUGAAAGUUUCAAAGUGUUCACAGUGAGCUCCAAAGAGUUUCUGAAAAAAAAACGUCUAAACGCAGACGACACUGAAAUACCCAAACUUCAGAGUUUUCUGCAAAAUCUCAAUGACUCUCACUCAAAGACAUUAAACUAUGUGUCUGGAGCUUAUGGGAUUCUCUCUCUGAUUCAAGGUGCCAGCUGUAGAGAAGUGGCUAGUGGUAAACCUGAAGUGUGCACAGACCUUGAAGAACACAUGAGGAAAGAGCUUGAUAAAGUCAGAAAACCCAUGGAGGAGGCUUAUGAGGCUUUUGAAAAAUGCCUUAGUCAGGGGGUUGAACAAUCCAAGCUUUCAUGUGAAAGUGUUGUGGAGUCUGUCUUAUAUCCUAGUGGGGUAUCAGGUGGCGGUUUUCACAGGAUAUUGAAGUGUGUAGUUUUGAACAAUGGCACAUACAAACCAAAGAGCGGAACAGUAAAACAAAUAAACCUCAAUGUGGACUUGGCUUCAUACUUGACUGACAGCAUUGAUGAGGAGUUCAGAAAGACCUUCCCAAACGAAAGAAAAAAUGGACCAUUGAACGGGGUCAUCAAUACGUUUUCACUUGAAACAGAGAGGCUGAUUGAAAAGUACAAGGAUGUCGAACUGCAACUGAUAUUUUUCAAGACAGAGGAAGAAAAAAUUAGGACAAUACUCAACCAAAUCAUCCGGGAGCGUAAGAAAAAAAUCUACAGCAGUCUGAUGACAACAAUCGAGAAAGCCAUGCAAGAAUGCUACAAAAAAGCAGCAAUAUUUACAGGACCUGGCUCGCUGAAAAACAUGAGGGACACUAUUGAGAAGCAUGUACAUGAUUCAAAGAACAUCAUGUUUCAGCAGGCUAAAGAUAAAAUGUUGAACCAGCUGCGAUGGUUGAAGGAGGAUAUCCUGGAGAAACUGGAGACAACAAUGCAGAAAUCAAUCAACCAUUCACUCAAAACAGAUGGGGACUCAAUCCUAGAUGUUACAGUGGAGCUUGAAGAGGUGAAGAAACACUACAAUGAACUGAUGGGCCCAGAUGAAGAAACACUAACUUAGUAAAACAUUCAAAUGUCAACAUAACCGCCUGAUAAUAAGAUGUUCUGAAUAAUGCUAACCAUGCUUUUAUUACACUGGCCCAGAAGCUAAUCCACCCAGCCCAGCAACUGCACUGUAUCCAUGAGUGCAGAGGUACAUUUUAGUAAAACUGAUGAUCUAACUGAUGAUUUAAACAGAAGCCAGCAUAGAUAAUACUACUAUUAUACUUUUUAUUAUACUACUACUAUAAUAUUACUGUUUGUCAUCAUUGUUCAAUAUCCCUAUCUUGCUGAUCUCUUUGGUGGAUGUUUCAGACAGAAGUCCUCUUUGAGUGUUGUUUUGAUAUGUACUUUGAGUUUGCUGUGUGAACUGAUGUCUCCCAUAUCUGUCCAUGCAAACAAUUUGAAUCUAUGGUUUUCACUCAUUGUAAAGGAAUCAUUUCAGCCCUAAUCCUCUCUUAAGUGGGCUCAGAGAGAGAAAGAACAAUUAUUAAUUACUGCAGUCAGUAGAUGCGCCAGAACUACAGCGAUCACAAUGUUAACUAGUAAAUCAAAAUCUGGUUUUCAAAAAAGGAAAGAGAGAAAAGAGAGAGAGAGGAAAGACAAAGGAAAGGAUGUCAAUCUAUAACCCAGUUUUUCACCAAGAAAGGAGCCUAUAGUCUGUGAGUGGUAUUAACCAGUUGGCUUAAUGUCCAUAGGGAAAUAGGAUAGCCAGCUACAGACUAGUGUUAGCCUACAUUUAAUCACCAUUUAAUCAGUUCAGGGAAACGUUUAGCAAGAUAUUCAUAUUACAUCAUUGUCCCUGCCCCUUUUAGCAGACUUAACAACAGAUGAGUCAGCAGCACCCCAGUUUCCCCAUCACUGUACCCUCCCUGUCCCAGUGAAGAAGGUGAGCAACAUUGUGUUCAAUGACAGGCCAGUUAGCAUCAUUGCAGGGAGUCUGUGGGGAUUCCUCUGUCUCUCUUGCUCUUUUUACCAUUACAAAAAAAGAAAAUGAAAUAUUUAUUAAUGACAGAAAUUCAAACACAUUAAUAACAAUUAUUUUCUCACAUAAUGAUCAUUAUGAAAUAAAUAACAAACAAUUAACAAGAUGCAGCUACACAGCAUUUUUGGAGAAGUCUGCAUUGCUUUACGUAUAUUUUGUACAUUGCCUGUGACUGUUGCUGGUGGGGAGAGAGCUUUUAGUAAGCUAAAACUGAUAAAAACUAUUUGAGGUCCACUAUGUCUCAGGACAGGCUUUGCAGUCUUGCCAUGUUGUCCAUUGAAAGUCAGUUGGCUAGAAAGCUUGACUUCAAAGACUUAUCAGUGACUUUGCUGGCAAGAAGGCUCGGCGCUGGGCUCUUGAUGAGUCAGGCUGAGCAAGGGCCAGUGAUAGCUGACAAAUGGCAUGGCUAUGGAGAUUGGAUAUUACUACAAGCAUGAUGCCCACAGCCUAAAAAAACUGAGAACAAGAUGUAUGGCUGGACUGCCAAAAACGUGUUGAGCUGUUAUUUGCGAGAAAAAUUUGGGUUUCCAGGAGUCCUUUGUUCUUAUUCAUACCUUUUUAAUUUGAUGUCACUGGUACUGUUAGUUUGUUAUGACCAUAUUCCAAACCUCAAAACCUUUUGAUUUAGUGAUCAGUUUAUCUGUUUUGUAGCACUAUAAUAACCCUUGUGUGGAAAUUUAAUUUUACAUGUCAACUUUAUUUUCUUGUUGGAAUAUAUGUGCAGCUAAGUUCAUAAAUCAGCUGUUUUCAUUGUUUUGAGAGGAUGAUGUUAAUUUAUUUUGAUUGAAAAGUUAAUAUAUAUUUAAGUUUGUUUGUUUUUCUUUUUCUAAAUCUUUCAUUAUAAUUACAAUAAUAAUUAAUAAUUAUAAUUAAUGAUUAAUUAGAGAAUUUUCCAUUUUGAAAUUUUACAAUAAAAAUACAUUGAGACUGUAAAAGAUGACCUUUAGCACAUUUUUUAUGGUUGCUUUUAAUCUUGCAUCAAAUAGUGAACUGCAUACUGUUUGCAGACUUGCAUGCAUAUACAAAUCACCUGCAGUAAAUAUUGUGUUAGUACUAGUAUUGAACCACAAGAAGCAAGACAGUUGCAAGCCUUUAAUAAGAGUUAUGUAAAGCUUUUGAUGGGACACUUACGUCCUAGAGAUGUAGAUUUUUUUGUCUACAAAAUCCUGGUGGCGCCCCUGGUUGUGAGUGCUGGUUCUAAACCUCAAUACCUCAUCAAGCUUUCUCACAGAUGUUCUGAUACAUUGAUGGAGCUGGUUUCUGGUUUCAGGUUGUGUAUGUCUAUGCAUAUCUCAAUAUUUUACAGACCAUUUCUUACCUCCUAUGAACCAUAUAUAACCUGUUUGUCCAUGCCUUUGUCAUAUUGUUAGAGACAGCUGGCUCCACAAUGACUGCAGCAAUCAACCCCAACCAACCUAUUUAUUUAUUGUAUUUCUUCAUAACCCACAUCACAUUAGUGCAGGUGUGGUUGUUUGAAGCCACAAAUGACCAAACAGGUGUUGUUGCCUUGCCCUGUGGCUAAUGUCAGCUUAUCCACCACCUGGCCCACAUGGAAAUAAAACCCUUUUCUCCA
Molecule: messenger RNA, 5720 nt
Organism: Dicentrarchus labrax (European seabass)
Lineage: Eukaryota; Metazoa; Chordata; Actinopteri; Moronidae
Product: nuclear GTPase SLIP-GC-like
Exons: 32
Coding region: 95-3184 (1029 amino acids)
Molecular function (GO): GTPase activity
Source: RefSeq, a predicted model, not a curated record